Sodiomyces alkalinus F11 is the source of this 1662-nucleotide messenger RNA. RefSeq names its product S-adenosyl-L-methionine-dependent methyltransferase. Lineage: Eukaryota; Fungi; Ascomycota; Sordariomycetes; Glomerellales; Plectosphaerellaceae. Gene Ontology annotation, molecular function: methyltransferase activity. The record is from RefSeq and is a predicted model, not a curated record. The coding region runs from base 1 to 1662 and encodes 553 amino acids. The transcript has 13 exons.
AUGAGGGUACAAGAAGAAGCGAACCGAUCCGAGACUGGGAAGGUUGUGGGGGACUGGCGGGGUGAAGAAUGGAAUGCAGGAGGUACCGUAGACAUCUACCAUCGAGAUUCGAGAUUUCCCAACUCUCAAUCACACACUUCAAGGAAGUCGGGACCUUGCAACCUAAUCAUCAUCGAGUUCCCUUUCGUUCACUUUGGUUUGCUUAACUCCGCUUACGCCCGUCGUUUCAUUUUGGUCGCCAUUCGCUUGUCGAAGAUGCCGUCAUUUUUCCGCCGCACAAGUCGGGAUGCUUCUCGCAACGCCGGGGACAUUGAGGCUCGGAGAACACGGCUCAGGUUGGUUGUCCAUCCCGCAGCCCCCGUGCCCCCCGGGCCCCCGGAGAUUAAUGCCCUCGCGCAGACCUUGCCGCCCGCACCGCCCGCGGCCCCCUCGGUUGACGGAUCCAGGCGGCCCGCGUAUCUCGUCGAUGGGGAGCCCCAUAAUAGACCCUCUGUCUCUUGGGCCUUCUGCAACUUCUGGACGCGCCUACAGCUUCUGGGGCAAACGGGCCUGUUAAACUCGGUGAGCUUGCUGGGCAGGGCCCAGGACCAUUAUCUGAUCCUUCUGGUUCUCAUUCUUCCGAUAGCCCGCACGGGCACGGCACAGGAGUGGCUAGAGAGGCAGACGCAGUGCGGCAUAUCAAACAUCAUUUCAAGCAUCGAAAAAUAUCGUGACAGGGUGCCGGGCUGGAGCCGCUCAUAUUACACCAUUGACGACCGAAUUUUCCACAGCGAAAUGCAUGAUCGAUAUCACCAUGCCAAGUACUGGGCUCCGGUGGACUGGCGGCACAAACAGGCGCUGAAGAAAAUUCACCUAGCUUUUCUUGCUCUCCUCGAUGACCAGCUCUGUCGGUCCCCUAUUCAACAAGCGCCUCCAGCUCUCGUUCUUGAUGUUGGGACGGGCCAUGCAGACUGGGCCUUUGAGUUUGCGAAACGUCACCCCAGUGCCAGGGUGAUUGGCACGGAUCUCUCUCCUCUGCAUCCCGAGUUACCCAACGAAGCUGUCCCCGAGAACUUCAUGUUCAGAACGGACAACUACCUGAAACCUUGGUUAUUCUGUGACAACGUCUUCGACAUGAUUCACAUGAGAUUCCUUUUCGGCACGGUCCAAAACUGGAAUGCGCUCUUUCGCGAGGCGUAUCGUUGCGCCCAGCCCGGCGCCUGGGUGGAGUCGUGCGAGCUGGAUUUCUACUUUUGUUCCGACGACAUGACGAUAAAGUUCUGGAACCAGAUGAAAAGGACAUGGCCCAAAUUGUUUGACACUGCGGAGGCCAAGACUAGAUGCACCUUCCGGCCGGUCGCUUUGAAUGUGCAGAGGGAAGGCAUGAUGAAGGCCGGUUUCACCGAUAUUCACCAAUACGACCGCAAGAUAUUAAUUGGCAGAUGGGUCUCGAGCGGCCAGUUGUGCAAGGCCGGCACCCACCUCCGUGAAGCUUUUCUUAAGGAUAUUGAAGGCUUUACCAAGUACGUCUGGUCUAUCCAGCACAGCCGUCGCAACGGGGACACCGAGCGGAAAUACAGGGAUUUCGUCGAGGGGAUGGAAAGCGAGAUACGUUCUAGUUCCAUUCACGCAUACUUUAACGUCCGUUACGUUUACGGCCGUAAGCCACAGGGAGAGCACUGA